AUGCUGCUGGCUCGCCCACCUCCCCGCCCUCCCCCUUCCUCCAAGCCCCUGCAACUCUCCCCUUCUCUCCCUCCGGUCCUCCCCCGCCAUAUCCUCCCCUCGGGGUGUAGAACUCCCCUCCGUGCUUCUCUCUCUGAGUCGCCCGCCGCCACCGGUGGCGCCCUCCCCAAGUCCGCCAUCCAGAGGAUCGCUGAGAAGCUCCGCGGUCUCGGGUACCUCGAGGAAGGGACAGAAGAGGAUGGCAGGCCCCGGUCAGCCGCGCUGGCUGGCCCUGGCUCGGCGGGGGAGAUCUUCAUCCCCACCCCACGGGAGCUGCCCAAACGUCGCGUGGGGUACACCAUCGACUCGAGCUGGAGCUCGCCUGAGAGCCCCGUGCCUGUGCCGGGGACUGGGUCGGCCAUUGUGAGGUUCCACGAAUUGAGGAGGGAGCUGGGGAGGGACACGGGGAGGGUGGCCCCGACGCCGACGCCGCCAAUGGUGGCGGAGCUGAUGAUCCCUGCGCAAGAACUGAGGCAGCUGCGGAGCUUGGGGAUCAAGCUGGAGAAGAAGCUGCGGCUGAAGGUGGGGAAGGCCGGGAUCACUGAGGGGAUCGUGAAUUCCAUCCACGAGCGAUGGCGGCGCUCGGAGCUUGUGAAGAUUAAGUGCGAGGACUUGUGUCGGAUGAACAUGAAGAGAACCCAUGAAAUUUUGGAGGUUCGUUUCUCACCUCAACUUGGGGAUCGAAGAGUUUGCUCAGCUACCAAUGCUUCUCGCAUGUAUAUGAAUAUAACAAACAGGGAUCCAUAGCAAUUUCUGAAGAGUGCUGCAGUAAGAUUCGACAGUUGGUAGCAAUGAAACACUGCAACCAUUUCUGAUUUUCUAAUGUGGUUCUCUCCAAAGGAUUUUAAUCGGCUGUCCUAAAGAGCAAAAACAGUCAUAUAUUGAUAUUAAUUUUCUUUUACGCGAGCCACAUGCAGUGUAAACGUGGGUCACAUUUCUUUGUAUUAAAUAGGCGUAGAUAAAAUAGAGGUAGCCGUAUGGAAAAGAGAGAUGUGAGUGGGCACAUUAGAGUGAUGUGAGCCGUAUGGAAAAGGAAAUAAUUUUUGAUCUAUGUAGUAAUUAUCUUAGUUAACUCAUGGAUGACUGUUGGAAGAAUAUCUGAUAAUGCGAUUCUCUUGGAGUCGUCACGGAAGUUUGGGCACAAUCCAAUUCUGAGCCUGUAAUGCUGAUGACAAUUUGUAAGGUAUGACAUUUUUGGGAAAAAUAUCAACGAGUAUAUAGCGAAAAACCUGUUCAUGAAUAGAACUAGGUUGAACAUCAUCAUCUAAAGAUUUCUACUUUCCGUUGCAUUAGUCUCAUUUUUCUUCAACUCCCAUCCAAUUUGAUAUAGAUACUGCAUAAUGACACAAUGUUCAAGUGUGCAUUAAUCGAGCAAAAUUUAAUCCUGGUUUGCAAUGAACAUCCCUCCAUUUUUUUUUUCAUUUGAAGAACUUUAUCCUAAUUGAGUGUAAUUCAGUAAAUUCCGAUCCUAAUCAUAUCACUAGAUUAUGAGCUACAGGGAUGGAAGAGAUUCGCAUCUGAGAAAGAUUUCUAAACUAUUUUUUUAUUUCAUAUCAUGUUAACGAAGAAGAUAUUCAGUUCUAAACAUUAUAGAAUUUAGCCUUGUCCUCCAUUUUUUCUUCUAAGUGUUUUAUUUUUUCAUGAUGGAUGUAAGCUUUAUGCGAUCAUUCAACCAUUUAUUGAUAAUAAUUCUUCAUGGAUCAUCGCUUGCUUGGUUUAUAUGUUUCAAAUACUUGUUUUCUUUUCUCUUCAGAGAAAAACUGGAGGUUUAGUUAUUUGGAGGGCAGGAAGUAUCAUCAUUUUGUACAGAGGUGCCAACUACAAGUACCCAUACUUCACGGACAGCAGUGCAAUGGAGAACACUGAGAACAGCUCAGGGUCAGAGUCCACCUCAUAUGCUAAAACCGAAACUGAGCAAGAAGUCAGCUCAACUUCCCUGGAUGGAUUGGCCCCUGUAGAUAGACCAUCCACUGCGCCGGCCUAUUCACCGUUAGUUUCUGGUGUUGGUGCACCAAAUAAGGUAAGAUUUCAACUGCCUGGUGAAGUGGAGCUUGGGGAAGAGGUUGAUCUCCUAUUGGAUGGAUUGGGCCCCCGAUUCACUGAUUGGUGGGGCUCUGGACCUCCACCUGUUGAUGCUGAUCUCUUACCAGCUGUAGUUCAUGGGUAUCGGAGACCUUUUCGCCUUCUUCCAUUUGGUCUGCAACCAAAACUAACAGACCGUGAAAUGACUAUUUUAAGGAGACUCAGCCGUCCGCUACCUUGCCAUUUUGCUUUAGGUUCGUAUAUGUAUAGCAUUAAUAUUCAUGUCCUUUCCCUUUAAGUAGUAGACUGCAGGCUAAUAUCACCAGCUGUUUCUGAAUUUUCUUUCUAGGGAGGAAUAGGAACCUCCAAGGACUAGCGCAGUCAAUGCUUAAGCUCUGGGAAAAGUGCGAGAUUGUGAAGAUUGCUGUCAAGAGAGAUGCUCGGAAUACUAAUACAGAAUUAAUGGUAGAGGAACUGAAGGUAUAUUUUCUUACUCUAUCCUGUAGGAAGAAACCUUUAUUGGUUCCUUCACUUGUUUUCUUCAUAACAAAAACUUUGAUUUUUAUCUAAAUGACUAACUCUAUUUGCCUAUAUGAUGCAUUUUAUAAACUGAUUUAUCUGAACGAUUACAUAUCCUGUAAAUACCCCAAACUUUCUAUUUGAAGAGAUGAACGUACAAGGACCAGGGGUGGAAGUUUGGCCUGAAGAUGAGAAAAAUAUAGGACUAGACGUUUGCCCUUUUUUGGGGUUUAAACUUUGUUGACCCUGUGGCAACUGGUCUCAUGCACAGUCUCAUACUUGAAAAUAUCAUCAACCCUUUUUGGAAAAGACAGGCUACCUAGUCUAGCUGCACAACGCUGACUAAGCUGGCUCUGACUAAAUAUCAUCUCUUUAUACUGUCAGUCAGCAAGGAUCUAGUUUUUGUUGUUGAUGAGAAUCUUCAAAGGGGAAUAUCUCUUACAAAUGCGGAUAGAUUAAAAUCAGGAUGUAUGUUUGGUCAAUUGUGCUUACAAGUAUCCUAGAACUCGAACUAGCUAAGAGUCAUUGAGAUCUUCGUCCAAAUAAUUCCAAUCUAACUUCACAAUUUAGUCAACGUAUUUUAAAGGCAGUAUGUGUCAAAUUCUCAAUUGUUGGAGCUUCAAGAUAGACAGUUUGGGCACGAUCCUCUCACGUAGUGGAUAUAGAACUGCUAGGCUCUGUGGCAACAGUGAUCACCGGUGUUAGCUUAUGCUUGCCUCAUCAAAGAAUUCAAAAUUAAAUGAGGUGUCUAAGUCAGCUCAGCCAGAUUGGGCAGUUAGAGUGGAAAAAACUCUGUUCAAGUAAAUGAUAAAGGACGCACAAUUCUGGCAGUAGAUGUGCAUAUAACGUAAAUUAAUAGUUUCAAUUGGAGAGAAAGCUUAAUACUUGUUUUGGUAGCGUGUGUGGUUGUGUUGCAGGACUGGUAGUGGUGGUGAUGUAAAUCAAGUUUUCCGACUCAUAUCAGUUGAGACGUGGUGAAGAGAAAAUUGGGAAUCAGUUUGGCUAAAUUGAUUGUCAAAAAAUAUAAUGGUUUUUCGAGUAAUUAUGGAUACCUUCUUUAAUUAAACAAGGUACAAAUGAGGAUAAAUGCUUGGUAUGAAAGAGUUUUUUUGGCAAAAUCAAAGCUUUAUAUAACCCCACAUGUCCUCCUGAGCAGCUGGUGGUUCUCAGUGGCAGUCUGUGAGUGCACACCAGGUCUCUUGAAAUUAAAAAUAAUCACCAUGGUGGUAGCUGACUGUGGCAAACAGUGGCCAGUGGCGAAGCCAAAACAUCCUCGUUUUUCUUCUUACCUACCUCCCCCUUCUUCUUCUUCUUCCUCUACUGUAGGAGGUGUGGCAGCUGCUCUUCUUUCUUCUUCCUAGAUGGUCUAAUCUAACUUGGACUGGUUAACUUUUUGAGAAGUAUUUUUUUUCUUAAAAUUUUAUCAAUAUCUCAACGUUCUGCAUUGCCCUUGAAAUUAUGUUGGGUCAGGACAUACCAUAUUUCUUUCCAUGUGCUCUAGAGGAGGCGUGUCAGCUGUCUUUGGACCACAUUCUUCUAGGGAGCCCUGGCACUUAUGCAUGCCUACUAUUUUUUCAUCGUCAUGGAUAUGAUCUUCAUUCCUCUCAAAACCGUAAUACCAGAUAGCUAUGUGAUAUGGAUGGCGAGUCAGUAGUAUUGGCACAGUAAGUUCAGGGUUCCUCGAUGUUGGCCCAGGAGCUGUGGAGAAUUGAUGAUCUUCCAUCUAGAAAACAAGUUGAUAUAUUCUUUUUUUUGAAAGGUAACGAUGGAAAUGAUCAAUUUCAUUCAUUAAAAGUAAAAAGAUAUUUUUUAAUCAAAAAACUAUAACUAUUCCACUGCCAACUGGGAGAGAGUAAUUACUUUAAUAAUAAAUUAAAACCACGAACCUCAAUUUGUUGGUAUUGAUAAUGCUUAAAGAAAUUUCAGCAGUAGUACCUUCAAAAAUCCAUAAAGGCAUUCCAGAUGUACAUACACAAAGUGGGGCAUCUGGAAGUUACCUAGGAUACUGAAAAUCUUGGUGCAUCUGGAGACUUAUUUUUAAAAAUAUUAGCUAUAUUUUUCAUUAUAUUACUUAUUUAUGGCUGAUUAUUACAUUGUUCUUGCAGCGACUGACUGGAGGAACGGUUCUUUCACGGGAUAAGGAAUUUAUUGCUUUCUACCGAGGAAAGGAUUUCCUGCCACUUGCAGUUUCCAGUGCCAUUGAGAAAAAAAGAAAACUUGAAAUGGUCGCUCAGAAGCAUAAGCUAGAAGAAAUCCCUUCAGCUGGAUUGGCAGUCAACUCUGGAGCGAAAUCUUACGUUGCCUCAACGACUGAUGACAGAUGUGGAGAUGCUGGCCCUUCAUCUGCGAAUGUGCUUCAAGAUGAAAUUGAACCUGAAAUAGCCCUCCCAAAACUUAAGGAACCAAAGGCAACGGAGAUAGCUGUGGAGAAAAUAGAGGCCAAACUAGCCAGUGUAUGCCAUAAUAGUUUGUCAUAUCCUUCUGUGUUCCUAAAGAAUCUGUCUUAUGUGAUAAAUUAUUCAGUAACUUGUAGGAUACUAUACUAUGGAUAGUAACAUUUGUUGUCCAUCUUCCUAAAGGUAUUGAAGAAAAAGGAGAAGGCUAAGAAAGUCCUACAAGAGUUUGAGGAAUCUAUUGGACCUUCAAAAGCAGAACUUGAUAAGGAAGGUAUCAGUGAGGAAGAAAGGUUUAUGCUGAGGAAAGUCGGCUUAAGAAUGAAGGCGUUUUUAUUACUCGGUAAGUGAGCUCCUGUCCUUAACCCCUUUAAUUUUUCUGAUAAUUUUUUGUUACAUUUCUCUGUCAAAAUGGUUGAUGGUUUAGAUAGUAUUAAUAUUUUCUAAAAAAUUAUAUAAAGUCCAACAGAAAUGGGUUUAAUUUAUUAUCAAUGCUCUGUGAUAUUUUAUUUAAAAAGUAUCAACAGUAUACGAACACUGUUUGAAUUUGAUUAAUAAUGCGUUUAUCCAUUCUGUUAUUUUUAUCCAAUAAACUGUUUGUACGAGAUCAGGUUAUUAUCAGCACAUAUAUUAACGUAAAUACAAUAAUUUCAUGAGUGAUGCGAGUCAUUGAAUUAUAAUCUAAAGGCUGAAAACUACAUUUUUCAACUGCUAAAUAUACUCAGUUCCUCUCUGUCACCCCAGUAUUUGGGGAUUUGUCAGGCUUGUUGAUUUAACGCUCUCAGAUUUCUCAAGUUUCUUUGCUCAUUCAGUUUUUUCUAGGAUCUUCCAUUUAUCCUUCAUAUUUUCACGGGGAUUUCCCAUCUCUUUCCCUUAUAUUGAUAUUCAGGUAGGCGUGGAGUUUUUGAUGGGACAGUUGAAAAUAUGCAUCUCCACUGGAAAUACAGGGAACUUGUAAAAAUAAUUUCCAAGGACAGAUGCAUUGAGAGCGUCCACAAGGAUGCUCUAGAAUUGGAGUCUGCCAGCGGAGGAAUACUGGUUUCUGUUGACAGAGUGAACAAGGGCUAUGCAAUCAUAAUGUACCGAGGGAAGAACUAUCGGCGUCCAUCUGUUCUUAGGCCAAGGACAUUGUUGAACAAAAAGGAAGCUUUGAGACGUUCUUUAGAGGCCCAACGUCAUGAGGUGAACUUCCAUUCGCAUUUGAGGUCUCCUCACCCGGACGUAUGUUUCCGUUCUGGAGUGCAUCUAACCUGUUAAAGCUUGUUUUCUGAUUGUUUCAGUCUUUGAAGCUCCAUGUUCUGAAGCUUUCCAGAGAUGUUGACAAAAUGAAACGCCAAUUGGUAGGUUCUUUCGUAUUAAAUUUCUUCUUUAUGGUUCUAUUUUAUUGCCCUUCUUUCAACAAGUUUUCCCAUCUUUCGAAUAUCUUCUCAGUUUCCCUAUCAUGCUCUGAAUCACAGGAGAAUAAUGAUGUAAAGCUCGGGUCAAGACCAUCAUUGACUGUGCCAGAGAACUCGGAUGCUGUUUUGGAAACCAGCGAGCUCAGUGAAUAUGAAAACGUGGUUCUUGUAAGAAAUCAACCAUUUAAAGAAAUUUACCUUUAAACCUGAGAAUUCUAUUGAUAAUUGAAAGAUUAUGUGAUGUUCUUCUAGUAGAUGUACUGUCUAGAAUUGCUCGGAGCUCUGGGUAGCCUCGGAUUUCUAUAUUUUUUUUCUCCAAUGGAUCAAAUGCUGAUUCCUCAUUCAUUUUAUGUUUGUUAUCCUUCCCAUGUGUAGUUUACAUGAUUAUUGUGUCACAACACAGGUAUGAGCUAUUUUAAAGUAUAAAAUGGACAAUAUUCAGCUCCAAGCCAAGGGAUCUCUGUGACACUGUCUAUGUUCGUUUGAAAUGGCCAAAGCCAUUCUGGUCAUUUUUCCAGUGAUCCGGAAUCUCUGUGACAAUUGUGCAGUCAUGGAGAAGUCAUUUGUUCCAAGACAACUCGAUUUCUGGCACCGAGUAAAAAUUCAGUCAGAUUUCAGAUCACUAUUCCUAUGGAAUGCCAAUGUUGUUUGGAAUGUGCCCACUUAUUCAAAAUCCCUAAAAUGAGUUUCAGUUUGUCUAGAAAUUUGAAAUGCCGAAACAAUUUAUAUAAAAUUCAAUUUUUUUUUAUAUAGACUGGAUUUUUUUAUAGAAUCAUUAGUUUUAAGGUAA
Molecule: messenger RNA, 7160 nt
Organism: Spirodela intermedia
Lineage: Eukaryota; Viridiplantae; Streptophyta; Magnoliopsida; Alismatales; Araceae
Source: the annotation of a GenBank genome assembly